AGAGUUGAAUAGCGUUUUUCACUUCUUUUUUUUUUUUCAUUUUGUUUUGCUACCCUAAUAGACACGAGGACUAUUUAAAAACCCGGACCGUCGUAUCGUUCCACCGGCGCCGUCAACCUCCAAGGCUCGAACCACCAUCCUUCCACUCAACCGCGCACUUGCACUCGUCGGCUCAAGCUACCACCGCAGCACGCCUCAGCCGCCGCCAGUUAACAAGCAUUUGCUCAUAAAGAAGGAAGGAAGAUGGUGUUUGGGCAAGUAGUGGUUGGUCCUCCUGGCUCUGGAAAAACAACUUACUGCAAUGGCAUGUCUCAGUUUCUCAGUCUUAUUGGAAGGAAGGUUGCUGUUAUCAAUUUGGAUCCCGCUAAUGAUUCGUUACCCUAUGAAUGUGCUGUGAACAUCGAGGAUCUCGUGAAACUAAGUGAUGUAAUGGUGGAACAUUCGCUUGGACCAAAUGGAGGUCUUGUGUAUUGUAUGGAUUAUCUUGAGAAAAAUAUUGACUGGUUGGAAGCAAAAUUGGAACCUCUUCUGAAAGAUCACUACCUACUCUUUGAUUUUCCUGGCCAAGUGGAACUUUUUUUUCUCCAUUCAAGUGCCAAGAAUGUCAUCCUGAAGCUCAUAAAGAAAUUGAACCUAAGGCUAACUGCAGUGCAUUUGAUUGAUGCCCAUCUUUGCAGUGACCCUGGGAAGUAUAUUAGUGCAUUGAUUUUAUCCUUGUCCACAAUGCUACAUCUAGAACUCCCUCACAUAAAUGUCUUGUCAAAAAUUGAUUUAAUUGAGAGCUAUGGAAAGCUAGCCUUUAACCUUGAUUUCUAUACAGACGUGCAAGACUUGUCAUAUUUACAACACCAUCUGGAUCAGGAUCCUCGUUCUGCUAAGUACAGAAAGCUCACAAAGGAAUUAUGUGACAUUAUUGAAAACUUCAGUCUUGUGAGUUUUUCAACCUUAGAUAUUCAGGACAAAGAGAGUGUAGGGAAUUUAGUGAAGCUGAUAGACAAAAGCAAUGGGUACAUAUUUGUUGGGAUGGAAGCAAGUGCAGUUGAAUUUAGCAAGAUUGCGGUUGGUCCUGUCAAUUGGGAUUAUUAUAGAGUUGCAGCAGUGCAAGAGAAGUACAUGAAGGAUGAUGAAAAUAUUGAUGAUAAUGAAUGAUGGGGAAAGGUAGAUGAUUGAAAGAGAAUAACACCUUGGUGAGUAAUUUUACUUUCUUUAUUCAUUGUUAUGUUGCUUUUGUUUUUGUGUUGGGUGACUUGUCAUACAAUGGUGAACAGUACUUAUAGCUUGUGACUCCCAUAGCAGAUAUUGCACAGGUUAUUUAUUGUGAUAGUUUGGAUUUCUCGACCUUAUAGUAAUGAACAUCAUGAAAACAUAGCGGAAGGCAGGGGGAGUUACUACUUUCAAGAUAUUAGCUAAUUCAGGGCUUGUCCAACUGCCAAAGAAAAACUUCCAGAUUUGGCUAACUUUGUAUAAUAUUAUAAUUCUGUGGCUUAUAGUUCUGAAUGAGAUUUUUGUUUGUUCUUUGAAGUCAAUUCAUUUUAACUAUCGCAUCAAGCGUAUGUGUUUUCUCUUUGUUGGAGAUGAGCUUUACUUGUGAAUGAGUAAUAUCACAAAGGAAAUGAAUUACAUUUUGUAAA
Molecule: messenger RNA, 1631 nt
Organism: Glycine soja
Lineage: Eukaryota; Viridiplantae; Streptophyta; Magnoliopsida; Fabales; Fabaceae
Product: GPN-loop GTPase QQT1
Exons: 11
Coding region: 244-1149 (301 amino acids)
Cellular component (GO): cytoplasm
Molecular function (GO): GTPase activity
Source: RefSeq, a predicted model, not a curated record